This is a messenger RNA of Coturnix japonica (Japanese quail), 428 nucleotides long. RefSeq names its product translocase of inner mitochondrial membrane 10 (gene TIMM10). The record is from RefSeq and is a predicted model, not a curated record. Lineage: Eukaryota; Metazoa; Chordata; Aves; Galliformes; Phasianidae. Gene Ontology annotation, biological process: protein insertion into mitochondrial inner membrane. Gene Ontology annotation, cellular component: mitochondrial inner membrane.
GAGCGCCUGAGCGUGUGGGCGGAAGCGCGUCCCACGUGCAUCCUGCGGGAGCGCGGUGCGGGAGCGACAUGGACCCGCUGCGGGCACAGCAGCUGGCGGCAGAGCUGGAGGUGGACAUGAUGGCCGACAUGUACAACCGGAUGACGCAGGCGUGUCACCUCAAGUGCGUGCCCCCACACUACAAGGAGGCGGAGCUGUCGAAAGGCGAGAGCGUGUGCCUGGACCGCUGCGUGGCCAAGUACCUGGAUGUGCACGAGCGGAUGGGCAAGAAGCUGACGGAGCUGUCGCUGCAGGACGAGGAGCUCCUGAAGCGCAUGCAGCAGGGCACGGGCACCGCCUGAGCCCUCCCUUCGGACUCCCCUUCCCAUCGUACCAAUAAACUGGAGGCUCUGGGCCAGCUGUGUGCUUCCCUCGGCCCCCCAAACCCG